Molecule: messenger RNA, 3054 nt
Organism: Sapajus apella (tufted capuchin)
Lineage: Eukaryota; Metazoa; Chordata; Mammalia; Primates; Cebidae
Gene: ARMCX1
Product: armadillo repeat containing X-linked 1
Exons: 6
Coding region: 1290-2651 (453 amino acids)
Cellular component (GO): mitochondrion
Molecular function (GO): protein binding
Source: RefSeq, a predicted model, not a curated record
GGAAGGAACUACCUCGGAUCAUUACAGGUGUUGAUCCCAAGAGAAUUCCCUAGUAAAAACCCUUCAUGCUGAACUCUGUCUCUGGGUCUGCUUCCUGGGAAGCCAACCUGCAACAGUUGGUAUAAGAAGUGGUUCAAGAAGGCAAACACUGUGAUGAAAUUUUGGACAUGAAUUACCUGCUACUCUGAUGUCAAUGAAGACUCCAUCAUUGGUGGGUUGCAGAGGAAAUAUUGGACAUUCAUGCCUGGUGGUGAGAGAAGGUGAAGGGAAAGACAGUUGGACUGGGACUAGAGAAGAUAAAACAUUAUUCAUCAAAGAGGAAGAAAAGGCCAAUGGACACAGGAGCAAGUACACCAUCUCACUGUAAACCAAAGAAAGGGAAAUUCCAACCACAAUGAGAAGGUACUUCUUGUCUCCGGGGUUGGCAAAGAGGAAAAUGAGUGGCAGGACCUGAUGUGUCAGGGAAGCAAGGGGAGAACUGGCUCCUGCGGCACUGCUGAUGGGAGUGGUAAUUGGGGUCCUGAUCUCACGGGUGACGUGGCCCUCACGUGAGCUGGAGCCGACGAGUGCAGACGUCCUUUUAAUCCUAGUCUUCAUUUGGUCCGGUUGCCUUCUAUCUCACAGAGGGCGAGAGGAUCCUUGGCCUGGGGGAAGGAGGAGGAGGUAACUGCCUGGAUCCCAGCAGUAGGGCACUGUGCCAUUUGGGAACAAAGGAAUAGUCUGCCUGGAAUGUGCAGAUCUUGAGCCCGGAAGCCAGUCCAACCCUUGGAGCAGGAAGAAACGCACAGUUGUCCAGAACCAAGUUUGCUCGAAGCAGUGCACUUGGAAGCAAUACAGAGAAGGAAAAACUUCCUGGACUUCUGUGGGUGCAUGUGAGGGCGCCACUGUCCCCAGGACAUCUGGAAGGGCAGGGGUGGUAGGUAACUUUGAUGUUCUGGGGUGGGGUGGUGGAACGUGACGUUGGAGAGUCUGGAAGUGGGGAAAAUUUCCAAACUUGGCUUCCGGAUGGGAGAAAGGAAUCAGUGAUCUAGACAUCAAGCCCCACGUCUCUACCAAUAUCUCCGUAUUUUUGUACACUUGUUUGUUUUGUCGUUGUUGCAGUCUGUUUGCUUGCAAAGAUACAAAAGGAGGAGGAGCCUGAAACCUGAAAUGCAUCCUUUAUUCCUAGGUCCAAGCUGCCUCAGAGCCAGCCGGAUAGUAGCUGCAGACUCUGCCCGCAACGUCGCGCGCUUCUCUGGGCCAGAGCAAGCCUGUUUUGUGCUCUGGUUGAGAUUUGUCCAGGCCAUACCAUGGGCCGCACUCGGGAAGCUGGCUGCGUGGCUGCUGGUGUGGUUAUCGGGGCUGGUGCCUGCUACUGUGUAUACAAACUGACUUGGGGAAGAGAUGAGAACGAGAAAAUCUUGGAUGAAGACGAGGAGUCCACGGACACUUCAGAGACUGGGGUUGAGACUGUGAAAGGAGCUAAAGCUAACGUUGGGGCAGGGUCUGGGGCCAAACUUCACAGUGACUCUAAGGUCAAGCCUGAGGUGAGUUUGGGACUCGAGAAUUGUCCAGGUGUAAAAGAGAAGGUCCACUCAGGAUCCCACAGCGGAGGUGGCCUAGAGGCCAAAGCCAAGGCCCUUUUCAACAUGCUGAAGGAACAGGCAAGUGCAAAGGCAGGCAAAGGGGUCAGGGUGGGUAUCAUCUCUGGGAACAGGACCCUUGCACCGAGUUUACCAUGCCCAGGAGGCAGGGGUGGAGGCUGCCAUCCCACCAGGAGUGGAUCUAGGGCUGGAGGCAGGGCAAGUGGAAAAUCCAAGGGAAAGGCCCGAAGUAAGAGCACCAGGGCUCCAGCUACAACAUGGCCUGUCCGCAGGGGCAAGUUCAACUUUCCUUAUAAAAUUGAUGAUAUUCUGAGUGCACCCGACCUUCAAAAGGUCCUCAACAUACUGGAGCGAACAAAUGAUCCUUUUAUUCAAGAAGUAGCCUUGGUCACUCUGGGUAACAAUGCAGCGUAUUCAUUUAACCAGAAUGCCAUACGUGAAUUGGGUGGUGUCCCAAUUAUUGCAAAACUGAUAAAAACGAAAGACCCCAUAAUUAGAGAAAAGACUUACAAUGCCCUUAAUAACUUGAGUGUGAACGCUGAAAAUCAGGGCAAGAUUAAGACGUACAUCAGUCAAGUGUGUGAUGACACCAUGGUCUGUCGCUUGGACUCAGCUGUGCAGAUGGCUGGUCUAAGACUGUUAACCAACAUGACUGUGACUAAUCAUUACCAACAUUUGCUUUCCUAUUCUUUUCCAGACUUUUUUGCUUUGUUAUUCCUGGGAAAUCACUUCACUAAGAUACAGAUUAUGAAACUAAUUAUAAACUUUACGGAAAAUCCAGCCAUGACAAGAGAGCUGGUCAGUUGUAAAGUACCAUCAGAAUUGAUUUCCCUCUUUAAUAAAGAAUGGGAUAGAGAGAUUCUUCUUAAUAUCCUUACUCUAUUUGAGAAUAUAAAUGACAACAUCAAAAGUGAAGGGCUUGCAUCAUCCAGGAAAGAAUUCAGCAGAAGUUCACUUUUUUUCUUAUUUAAAGAGUCUGGAGUUUGUGUUAAGAAAAUCAAAGCAUUAGCAAAUCACAAUGAUCUGGUGGUGAAAGUAAAAGUCCUGAAAGUAUUGACCAAACUCUAAUUUGGAGUGUGUCCCAAACAGUAUUGAGGUAUUUGCACUUGGGACAAUGUAUUUUGUAAAUUCUUUGUUUUUCACUGUGCUUAUAUGGUAAAGAGAUCUUUACAGCUGCUAUUUUGGAAUAAUGAAUAUCAUAUAUCAUCAAAAGUGACUGAUGUUGGUUGUGAUGGUUGGGCUUAGGCGGGGCCAUUUUAAGGAUGCCAAAUGGAAUAUUAGUACUUCUACACAGAAAGAAUUUAUUGAUUUGAUCUUGUUACCUACAUUAUUUUUAAUCUUUCCGCUACCUAAACUGACAGUGAAUUAGUUAUACAUCAUGAAUAAGCUAUACUUUUAUAUUAGUUUAUAUUUUUAAAUCUAAGACUUGUGUUUCAUCAAUAAAGUUGUGUUUUAAGCAGCAGAGAAAAAA